CGCUCUUGUCUCAAGCGUUCAAAUUGAGCUAAAAUGGCGGUUGAGGAGACACAGUUUCCACUACGGAAACCGGAACCCUUGCGCAUGCGCAAUCAAGCCCAGUAACCAGAGCUGUUUUUGUUUGUACCAUCGACUGAAACCGAGCGUUCCGAACAUUCUCCGACACCGUCAGACAACACAAAAGGCGGAAUUGAUCCCGAAGUGAGCCCACGGUGAUCCACAAUGGGUGCCGUUUCGAGCACCGAAGCCGAAAGGGAGCCGCUUCUUGCGACGCCCAGCCACGUCGCGGCGACGAGAUCUCCGCCGCCCGCCAAUGGCCGAGUGUACGGCAGAAGGUGGCUUGUCCUCAGCCUCUUCUCCCUGCUGGCCCUCAUGCAGGGGAUGGUGUGGAACUUCUGGGGGCCCAUCCAGAACUCGGCAGUACACGCGUUCGGCUUCACCAAGUCUGACAUCGCCGUACUGGUCCUGUGGGGUCCGGUGGGCUUCGUUCCCUGGCUGUUAUUCAUGUGGUUGAUGGAUAAAAAAGGUCUCCGGCCGUCGCUCCUGCUGUCGGCUUUCCUCAUGCUCCUGGGGUCCGUGAUAAGGAGCGUCCCCCUCUCAGACCCGGCUCUCCGACGCUGGUUGAUCCACGGCGGUCAGUUACUGAACGGUUUAGCCGGCCCGACCAUCAUGAGCGCCGGUCCCUUCCUAUCCACCACAUGGUUCGCCCCGGACCAGAGGGCCACCGCCACCGCUGUCGCCUCACUAUUUUCAUACCUGGGCGGGGCCGCCGCCUACGUAGUGGGACCCCUGCUCGUGCCAGCUCCCAAUGGCACGCAGUCGGCGGGACACCGGGUGUGGUUGAUGGCGCCGGUGUCCACGCUUGACACUGUCAUCCGAGAGAAGAUCCAGCUGGUGAUGUAUGCGGAACUGUCGGCUAUCGCUGCGUUGUUUGUGGCUGUUCUCUUCUACUUCCCCUCGCGGCCGCCGCUUCCUCCCAGCGUGGCCGCUGCCAGCCAGAGGCUGAGCUACAAAAGCAGCAUCUGCCGACUGCUCAGUAACCUCCGCUUCCUGAUGAUCGCGCUGGCCUACGCAGUGCCCACUGGAGUGAUCGCCGGCUGGGCGGGCGUCCUUGACAUGAUCCUCACGCCGGCUAAAGUCAGCCAGGUGGACGCAGGCUGGAUUGGCUUUUGGUCCACAGUUGGCGGUUGCGUUUUCGGGGUGGCCAUGGCUAGGUUUGCAGACUCCAUCCGAGGAAUGCUAAAGCUAAUCCUGGUGCUAAUGCUAGCCGGCGCCUCGUUAGCCUCCACCUGGUUCACACUCACCUGCCUCAGCAGGCUUACACACCUGCCCUCCAAUGCAGCCAUCUUGUACACGUCGUGCAUCCUGGUGGGCAUCUUUAUCAACAGCAGCGUGCCCAUCUUCUUUGAGCUCUUCAUUGAGACUGUGUACCCGGUCCCUGAAGGCAUCACGUGCGGGGUGGUCACUUUCCUGGGCAACCUAUUCACCGGACUGCUGCUCUUUUUCCUCUCUUUCUACUGUAAAGAGUUAUCGUGGCUCAACUGGUGUUUGACGGGCUCCUGCGUCUUCAGCCUGGUGCUAAUCCUCUUCUUCCGAGAGUCGUACGACCGCCUCUACUUGGACGUCUUCGUCUCAGUCUGACGGACGCAAGAUGACCUUCCGGAUCGCAAAGCCGGCAAGAGAGACAAACGAAAAGGGACUUCUUAACAAAUCGUUUACUCUCCGCCCAAGACGUCGCUUCCUGUGACUUCCCGGCGGCCAUUUUAUUCUACUGACGGUUGUUUCGCGGCCUCCGACGACAAGCCAGCGGCCAAACUGGACACUUUUUGAUUAAUAUUAUUUGGGAUGGUGUGGGAUGAUUAUGUUUUAACUUGAACGUGAGAAGCUCCGGGAUUGGUCGUUUGAUUUACUGGACCUUUGAAAAGCUAACGCGUCACUUUUGGGGGUGAUUUUAAGCUAACAAUUUUGUGUGUGCUCGUUUGGCGGCGCGCUUUUAUUGCACGGUGUCCGAAAAAGGGAUAAAGAAAACCUACCAAAUGUUUAUUUUUAUUGUUUUAAAUUUGAUACAUAAGGUUCUCCGUGAUUGGUCACCAGACUCAACGGGGCUCUUAAAAGCUAUUUGUGUCACUUUGUUACAGUUCUGAGCAAACAAUGCCAUUUUUUUUUUUUGUGCGUGUGUGUGCAUGUAAGCCAAAACGAGGUGACUCAGUGGGACGUUUUCAUUGUGUAGCCUCAAAGAGAGCAAGGAUAAAAGGGGAGCAAACAAAAGGAUUUUUAAAGGACUCAAAGAAUGUUUGCACAAAGCACAGAAAUGGAAUUGUUGUUGUUUCGUCUUGAACGCAAGUGUUUGUCUUUUGUCGUUUUUAUUGUAUCACGUCGCGCUCGUGGAACUUGGCCUUGUAAAUAUCCUAAACACUCCGUAUGGGAAAACUCCAGCACCUUAUUAAAAAUGUUUUAUGAAUAACAAUGCUGUGAUGAUUGACUAGACAAGACCACAGCAGGAUGUGUUUGUUCUUUAGAUGCAAACGUUCAAAUAAGACAAGAUUGGAAUACCGAAGAAACUUCAAACUCAAGUUUAUAAGUCUUUCUCGAAAUAGUACAGUUUUUCAAUACAAUUUUUUUCUCUUAUUAAAAGUGGUUCAAAUAA
Corythoichthys intestinalis (scribbled pipefish) is the source of this 2647-nucleotide messenger RNA. It is a transcript of the gene slc49a4, whose product is annotated as solute carrier family 49 member 4. Gene Ontology annotation, cellular component: intracellular membrane-bounded organelle; membrane. NCBI's taxonomy places the organism in Eukaryota, Metazoa, Chordata, Actinopteri, Syngnathiformes, Syngnathidae. The transcript is spliced from 9 exons. Gene Ontology annotation, biological process: transmembrane transport. The coding region runs from base 223 to 1641 and encodes 472 amino acids. The record is from RefSeq and is a predicted model, not a curated record. Gene Ontology annotation, molecular function: transmembrane transporter activity.